AUGGGAGGAGGUGAGCGCAUGGCUGGAUCAAAGUUCGACGGUGAGAAGCCGGACAGCGAGUUCGAGCUCCCGGAGAACGUGAAGCUCGGAGUCGGCGACACAUACUUCAGUGGCAAGCUCGCUGCCCGCAUGGCGCGGCUUGUGACCAUUGCCGCGGAGAUGGGGAAGUCCGACGAGGAUUUUGUGAAGAGGAUGUUGGACGACCUGCAGACGACCUGCGAGGCGUGGCUGACAAAGAGCGGCAGCACCCCCUUCAUUUACGAUCGCUCCUGGGGAGGCUUGGUCUCCUGCGGAUGCACUUACGACGACUGUUGGAACAGCUGCGCUCCGCACUGCUCCAACGAUGCGUCAAAGCCUUCGACGUGCCCGGCGCUGCGUAACGUAGGCUACAACUUCGGAAAUGGCUACUACAACGACCACCACUUCCACUACGGCUAUUGGAUUUACACCACAGCGGUGCUGGCAAAGUUCCGGCCCGAGUGGGAGAAGAAGUGGAGGGAACCUGUGCUGGCCCUGAUCAGGGACUACGCAAACCCAUCCUCUGCAGACAAGAAGUUCCCUGUCGUGCGGCACAAGGACUGGUUCCUGUGCUUCUCCUGGGCCGGCGGAAUCAAGUUCGAGCCUCUUGGCAGGAACCAGGAGAGUGUCAGCGAGGCGAUCAACAGCUACUACGCCCUGGCAGUGUACGGCACUGUCUUGGCGAAUCGUGGCGACGAGGCUUCGCAGAUGGGCAUCCAGCUUCGGCAGCUUGGUCGCCUCUUGAUGGCCAUGGAGGUCCACGGCGGGGACACGUACUGGCAUGUACGUCCUGAUAGCAAGUUCUACCCAAACUUCCAACACCCAACGGUGGGCAUCAUGUGGGAGCACGUCUGCCUCCACCAAACCUGGUUUGGAGGAAAAGGCUGGGCUGUGGAAGGAAUCCAGAUGCUGCCUGUCGUCCCAGCGUUAGAAGACUUCUUGAACGAGGAGUGGGUGAUGCAGCACUUCCUCUCUUACAAGGAUUCCUGCGAGAGCGACCCCGGCUGCAAGAAACUGGGCUGGUCCUGGCUCGUUUGCAUGCAGCAGGCAGUUGUCAACGUCAGCGAUGCCUUCGAGUGCUUGCACAGGUUGGAUGACGAGACUUUCAGCAUGAGGAAUGCUGCUGCCGGCGGCAAUUCCUUGACAAACUCGCUGGUCUGGCUGGCCACCCGCCCUGGCAGAAAAGAUGUAAUCCCUUGGCCGCGCAUAGCGCAGCGGCAGGUGGCGACCACUACUCCCAAACCAGUGCUGCCGCACCUUCUCCCAACUGUGGCACCCUUGAAGAAGUUCGGCCGGCAUGGUGUGCGCAUGAACAACGGGUGCUUCGCAGGGGAGAGUGUCGUAUGUCCGAACAUUCCGAACUCCUACUGCCUUGGAGACGAGUGCUGCCCGGACCAGUCGUUGUGCCCGUCAGCUCCAUACUACUCCAACAAGAUCUGCAAGCACCCGAAAAAGGUGGCGUGCAGGGGCACGGAUGGCGACAAUCCAGCCGAGGAGAAGGAACCAGAGGAGGAGAAGGAACAACCGAAGGGCCAAUGCAAGCCUGGAAGCACGGUGCGAUGCCCCAAUUCGGAGGACUUCUGCAAAGAAAGCCAGUGCUGCCCCGAUGGCACGCUGUGCCCGUCGGCACCCAACUCUGGGUCAAAGUGCCAGAAGCCCAAAGCGCAUGACUGCACAGGGCUUCAUGCUCCGAAACCCUUGAAGCUGCCGGAGUUCUGCGAGGUGGGCGAGGCCGUGCCGUGUCCCAACUCGAACCUUCACUGUGCAGGGUCUCUUUGCUGCCCCGAUGGGUCGCCGUGCCCCUCUGCGCCAAACUCGGCGACUUGCUGGAAGAAGGAGAAGCUCGGGGACUGCACAGUCCAGGCUCCGGUGGAGCCUCCGAAGCCAGAGCACAAGGAGCCCAAGUUCGAGGACUUCGGCCCAUGGGAAAGCACGGCGGAUGACGAGGAGCCUUCCGGAGGAGCCGCCGAAAAGGACUUGGAUGGUGCAGAGGACGGUGAUGACCUGGAGCAGGAGCAGGCGGAGGAGGAGGAGGAGCAGGCGGAGGAGGAGGUCACCGAUGAGGAUGCCGAAGAGAAGCAGGACUGCGAUGCCAGCUUAGUCGCCGCCGCGCCAUGA
Molecule: messenger RNA, 2136 nt
Organism: Symbiodinium sp. CCMP2456
Lineage: Eukaryota; Dinophyceae; Suessiales; Symbiodiniaceae
Source: the annotation of a GenBank genome assembly